Molecule: messenger RNA, 4307 nt
Organism: Pteropus alecto (black flying fox)
Lineage: Eukaryota; Metazoa; Chordata; Mammalia; Chiroptera; Pteropodidae
Gene: NAT16
Product: N-acetyltransferase 16 (putative)
Exons: 4
Molecular function (GO): acyltransferase activity, transferring groups other than amino-acyl groups
Source: RefSeq, a predicted model, not a curated record
GGACUGCGAGGAGUGGGGGCUGGGGACUGGCGUGCUCCUCCGCCGCGGAAUGGGGACAGCAGAGCCCACCGUCCCCCGGGGGAAGAAAGCCGCCGCGCCCCCUACGGCCAAACCCCUUCCUAGUCCCGUGAGAUAGAUUACAGACCGUGACUUCGCCUCGGGUGUUCAGAUACGCCCUUCCAUCAUCCCUCCUCCACCCCGUCGCCAUUUCGCUCCCACUUGUCCCCAGGACCUGGUGCCUAGGGGAACCCCUGCCAAAUUAGACAGCUUCCUUCGGAAUCUCCCUCCCGCCUGCUUCCCCCACUCCCACUUCGGGAAGGGAGCUGAGGGAAGACCCUCCAGUACAGUCUUCGUCUUCCAUGGCUGUGGUUCUCUGGGGCACUCUCCUUCCUCCCCACCCCGCCACCUUGGUCUGUCUUCCUCCUCCCUUUGCUCUGCCCCACUUCAUCUUGUCUCCCCUACUACCUCUCUUUUCGAGAUCUCUGUUGUCUUCCAGCCUCUUUUCUGGCUUUCUCCUUGCCUUGACCCCUUCCCUUACCAAAUACUCGGGGAGAAGGGGGUGUGUCACGCUGCUUUCUAUUUAUGGUCUCCCUGGGGAGGGUGUGCAGUGGUGGGACUUCAUUGGCAUCAGCUGAGCCCGAAGUCACAAGAUGUCAUGUCUGUAAUUCAGUAUCCGUGCCUCCCCGCGCUCCCCUCUCCCAUCGUCUCCCGCUGGGAAUCUCCCUAUCCGCCUUUGUCUCCUUUCUGCCUCCUUUCUUGUCUUCGCUCUCUUCUUUGGGCGCUUUGUGUAGCUGCCGUCUCUUUGUCCCCGCCUCUCUGCUCCCUCUCCUCCCUCUUCCAGCUCGGAAAAACUGGGACCUCAAGGGCGUCAGUGUUUCAGGUGUGCGGGGUGCAGUGGAGGUGGGGGUGGUGUGGGCUCCCAGUAUGCCCAGCAAUGACUCCAACCAUUCCCCUCUCCCUAGAGUGAUCAUUCAUAUUGAAGAGAUUGAAAGAACGAAUACAAGGAUGUAGGGAUAUAGAUGGCAAGGGAAAUGCUGCCCCUCUUCCUGGAGCUACAUCUCUUCCAGGAGAUGCCUGAACUACAUUUCCCACAGUGCCCUGGAGGCACAAGGCUGCUUCUGCCUAGACACUUUAUGGAAGUUAUAGUUCAAAGAGCCAGGUUGGAGGUCGUCAUACUGGAGAGUGGGGAGUGAUCAGAGUGUGCAGCAAGAGUUGGAGGACUGGCCGGUAGCUUUGGCUUGGCCUGAAACCCCAGACCUACUUUGUUCCCAGCACUUACCUCCCCCAAGGUUUAAGGACUUUGGAACCUUCGUGUCCCCAAAAAGGGGAACAGGAGUAGAGGAGUGCCUGAGAAGAAAAAAUGGGGGAUGAAGUAGCAACCUCUUCCUUCUUCCCUGUGACCCUGGGAACUCCCCCUCCCCUUACGAACAACCUUAUCUGAGAUGUUGUAGAGACACCAUUAGAAAUAGUCUCCCCAUGUUAAAAGCAAGGGGGUGGGGGGAAACAAGAGCCUAAUGUCUUAGAUUAGCUGUAUGUGUUCCAGUCUACAAUUUGCAAAUAUUCUGCCCCCUUUGGUAGGCAGUGGAGAAUUGUUGGAGUUACCAUCGAACUACGAGCUUGUAUUUUCCACGGACCCAUGAACAGCUGGGUAAUGAAGCUGGAAGCUGGCUGUGGUAUAGCCACCUCAGAGGUCCCUAAGGCCGAAAAAGAGGCUCAGCCAGAUUCUGAGCCAUGGUGGCCACAGGAAGCCAGAGCCAAGUCCAAGUCUGGUUCAGGGCUUGAGACUGAGGACAAACUCCUGAGGGCCGAGUCAGGGCCUGAGGCCAAGGCCGAGUCCUUGGGGGCCGCACCCAGGUCUGGAUCUAGGCCUGAGGACGAGGCAUUGUUCUUCGUGGUGGCCACAGAACAGGAGUUUGAGGAGGUAUUGGCUAUCUUCCGGGACAUCUACAGUGGCCUUGACUACCUUCCUAGCCGCUACCACAGCUGGCUCCGGGAUCCCAACCGCACUGUGGUGCUGGCCAAGCGCAACGGAGGACUGAUCGUGCUGGUGCACGUGAUUGAUGCCCGGGAGACGGCGCUGGUGGAGGGGCCGCGCGUGGCGCCCUGGGAGCGCGGCAAGGGCGUGGCCGGGCUGCUGCAGCGCUUCUGCUCGCAGCUGGUCAAGCGACAGUACCCAGGGGUCAAGGUGGUACGGCUCACCCGGGAUGACCAGCUGGGCCCCUGUGAGCUUAAGAAAUACCGCCUAGUCACCAAGCAGGUCCUUUGGGUUCGAUUCAACGCGUCGGCGCUGCUUGCCAGGCUGGGCGCGCGGCUGGCGGCGCUGCGGACUUCCGGCACCUUCUCGCCGCUGCCCACCAAGGUCCUGUCGGAGGCUGGCGGCGACGUGGCACGCCUCCUGCUGUCACCCUCCGUGCAGCGCGACGUGCUUCCGGGAGGGACCAUCAUCCAAGACUGGCAGCCCUACCAGCCGAGCGAGAGCAACCUGCGUCUGCUGGCGGCCAAAGACAUAGAGUGGCUCUUGGACAGUCGCGCGCGCCCGCGCGUUCUCGCGCUGUGCACGCUCCCCUUCCCCAUCCCGCAUGGCGGCGACUGCACUUGACGCUACCUCAACAUCGACGCCUUCGGCUGCGACAGCGCGCAGGUGCAAAGCCAGCUUCUGUGGCACCUGCAGUGCCAGGCCUCGCGUCUCACCGGCCUCAACGUCAUGUGCCAGAUCUUCCUGGCGCCCCAAUUAUGGUCACAGCUGGCUGAUUUCUUCCAGGCCGGCUUGGGGCUCGAGCUGGUCAAGGGUUACACUGAACAGUACCUGCUGGAGUCCGACAUCUGAGGCCUCUACUAUCGAGGAGAAAGUCGCACUUUAGGCCCGCCCCCUUCCCCAGGUCCCCAGAAAGCCCCACCCCUAUUUGCAAACUCCACCGGGUCCCCCGCCCUCUAUCCUGCCACUUACCCUUACCCGAAGCCGAUCCUUCCCUUUUCCCCUUACUACUCUACCAUCUUGCUUCUAGCGCCCCCGAAUGCCGUAAGGGAGCCCCUUUCGUUUGCUAUUGUCCGCUCUUUCCUUUUUCCAGCCAAAGAACCGGUCGGUCGGUCACACACAUGCACACACACACACGCACACACGGCCAAAGAACUGGUUCUUGCACAGGCUUCAGAGACUUUCCCUAUCCGUUGCCCUUUCUUGCUUCUCCCUUCUGCCUCCUCGCGGGUUGAAACGGGCAGAAGUGUGUGCAAUGCCCAGCACCUGGUCAGGAGCACAACUGCUCAAUACGUAUUACUUUUUUUCCUCCUGUUCUUUCUCAAGCCCUGGGAGCUUGCCCCAUGCUCCCCUCCUCGCUGCGGUCUCAGCCUUCUGUGACUCUAGGUCAGUGUCCUCUCCCUCCUCUCUGUGCCCCAAUCCACCGCCUCCCUAGACCUCCCAGACACAUUGCCCAUCUUUCUGCCUCGCUAUUUCUCUUCCCCAUGACCUCUUCAUCACCUGCCCUGUGUCAAAUACAGAGAGAGACCCUGUAAAUGAAACAGAUUUAUAAUGCCCCCUAUUUUGGCCCUCCAUUUACACUGGUGAUGCAACCUUUCUGAGCCUGCCCCCUCUGACUGUGGUUUCCUCUAAAUCUGCAGAUGUUGCUGUUUCGCAGGCCCCUUCCCAAUUCCCCCAAAAGGGUGGCAUGAACCAGAGGGUUUGGGCUAGAGAGUUUGGUGUAGUGGAAGGUAGGUCCUUCAACCCAUGUGGGGCUGUUUCCUGAUUCUAACCAGGCUGCCUUCUAGUGAAUCCCCACCUCCAGAUAUUUCUGGACACUCUUCUUCUGGUUCCCUUAUGCCUUUUGGAUUCUGACAGUCUAUUUAAAUGCAAGUAGUAACAGCUGCAUUUGCACAGAGCUAUCUCCUACACUGGAUCUUCACUUCCACCACAGAGGGAGGAAACAGAGGCUCAGAAAAAUCAAAAUGACUUCCCAGUCAUACGGUAGCUGGGUACCUCACAGGACUAAAACCCAGGUGUCCCGAGACCAAAGCAUGCCUCAGAACCUCACGUAGUGUGACAGUUGUAGCUUGAACUUCUUGUUGGACAAUGGGCAGUUGCUAAGGAUUCUUUGACAGCAAGCACAGGGUUCUCUGGGGAUAGAAUCCAAGAUGCGGGCAGAGGAAGGAGCCAGGAGGUGGAAGACAGGCAAAGGGGACUGCUGCUGCUUCACCACUGACCCCAGCUUUGCCGAUGUGCUGCUCUGCCUCUGCUGCCUCCAGUACUUGGCCAUUUUGCCACUCCUUGUCAAUUCAAUGAUGGUUGUCUUACAAUAAAACGGACCUUAAGCCUA